Molecule: messenger RNA, 4076 nt
Organism: Passer domesticus (house sparrow)
Lineage: Eukaryota; Metazoa; Chordata; Aves; Passeriformes; Passeridae
Gene: PPM1J
Product: protein phosphatase, Mg2+/Mn2+ dependent 1J
Exons: 10
Coding region: 1142-2635 (497 amino acids)
Biological process (GO): protein dephosphorylation
Molecular function (GO): protein serine/threonine phosphatase activity
Source: RefSeq, a predicted model, not a curated record
UCAGUGGUUCCUCUGUGAAACUGAGGCACGGGGGCACACGAAUUUUAAGAAACAGCCUCAAUUUAGCUUUACAGUAGGCAAGUACUGUGUUUUUCAUCAGUUUUUUUUUUGCUGUCACAGGAGCCCAGAGGCAGGGAGGUGCUUAGGUCAGGCUGUGCAGGCGAUGGUGUUUACGCUGGCGACUCUUCCCCUCCCAGCCAGGGAGGAUGUGCUGUUCUGCACCAGCUAAAUCCGCAUCCUGCUCACGCUGGAGCGCAGCAUCCUGGGUGAAAGGGAGGGAGCGGUUCGGCGUUCAGCGCUCUCACGGUGUGUCUGUCCCUGCUCCUCUGGGCUGUUAAUAGCUCUGCGGGUUAUUAACAGGCCGGAACGGCCGGCGUGGGCUGAAGAGCGCGGCAGGGGCGGCAAAGCGCCCGGCGCUGGACGGGGAUGCUGUCCCGGAGUAGGCGGCUCUGCUGGAACCGUGGGACGAUCCAGCCAGGAAACUCACCUGCCGGCAAAUCGCGUGGACAGGGCCAGCCUGCCCCAGCCGGGAAAAGUUUCCCAGAGCGUUUUCUGCGUCGGGAUGGUUCGUGUGCCCCGGGCUCCCGGCUGGGUGCCGGGUCCCUCGCCGGGAGAGCUCGACCUCCACCUCCACCCGGCUGCGGGAUAACGGCGGGGUUCAUUACCCGGAGGGCUCGUUCCCCACCGGCUGCGGGGGUUCAUUGCCCGGGAGGGCUCGUUCCCCACCGGCUGCGGGGGUUCAUUACCCGGAGGGCUCGUUCCCCACCGGCUGCGGGGGUUCAUUGCCCGGAGGGCUCGUUCCCCACCGGCUGCGGGGGUUCAUUGCCCGGAGGGCUCGUUCCCCGCCGGCUGCGGGGGUUCAUUGCCCGGGAGGGCUCGUUCCCCGCCGGCUGCGGGGGUUCAUUACCCGGGAGGGCUCGUUCCCCACCGGCUGCGGGGGUUCAUUGCCCGGGAGGGCUCGUUCCCCACCGGCUGCGGGGGUUCAUUGCCCGGGAGGGCUCGUUCCCCGCCGGCGGCAGGAGAUGCGCGUACGCGCUGCGGCGCUGAGCUGCCGCGCCUGCUUCCCCCCCCGUACCGCUGCGGGGGGAGGCGGGGCUCGGCUCGGCUCGGCUCGGUUUGGCUCGGCUCGGCCCGGCUCGGGAUGCUGCUGCGGGUGCGCGCUGCCGUGGCGCAGCUGGCGGCGGGGCUGGGCGCGGGGCCGGGCGCGCAGCCCCCCGCAGAACCGCGGGGCGCCGGGGCCGCCCGGGGAUCGCCGCCGCCAGCCGCCUUCUGCCGGCCGGCCUUCCUGCAGCUGACCCCCGAGGAGCUGCGCCGCGCCGACGACCACGCGGGGCGGGCGGUGCAGAGCCCCCGCGACGGGCGCCGCCGCCUGCCCUGGAGCACGGGAUACGCGGAGGUGAUAAACGCAGGGAAGAGCCAGCACAAUGAGGACCAGGCGUGCUGUGAGGUGGUGUUUGUGGAGCAGAGGCCCAGCCCAAGGGGCUGGCUGCCGUCCAGGGAAGGCAGCGGGGAGCUGGAUGGGGGCAGGAAAGGUUUUUAUUUCCACUACUGGGCCUUGUUUGAUGGCCACGCGGGCAGCGGUGCUGCUGUCAUGGCUUCGGAGAGGCUGCACCUGCACAUCUGUGAGCAGCUCCGGGACCUCGUGGAGAUCCUGCAGGACCCCUCCCCACCUCCCAUCUGCCUCCCACACGACGCACAGGGCGGUCCUGCAGAUCCAAACCAGAUGUCCCAUGGCGAGGAGCGUGGGGAGGUCCUGAACGAUGCUGUGCCACGGUUUCACCUGGAGAAAGCAGUGUCCCAUGAGAGCCUGGUGAUCGGUGCCAUUGAGAAUGCCUUUAAGCACAUGGACGAGCAGAUCGAGCGCGAGCGGGCGUCCCAGCACCUGCCCGGGGGGUGCUGUGCCCUGGCUGCCAUCUACCUCAUGGGCAAGUUCUACGUGGCCAACGCUGGUGACAGCAGGGCCAUUAUCAUCCGUAAUGGGGAAAUCAUUCCAAUGUCCAGGGAGUUUACUCCAGAGACAGAGAGGCAGAGGCUGCAGUUUUUAGCUGUGCUCAGGCCCGAGCUGCUGGGGAAGGAGUUCACGGCCCUGGAGUUCCCCCGCAGGGUGCAGCCCAAGGAGCUGGGGAAGAAGAUGCUCUACAGGGACCAGGACAUGAAUGGCUGGGCUUACAAAAAGAUAGAAGAGGAUGACCUGAAGUUUCCACUUAUCUUUGGGGAAGGCAAAAAGGCUCGGAUGAUGGCCACCAUUGGGGUCACAAGGGGCCUGGGAGACCACGACCUCAAGGUGUUCAGCUCCAACAUCCACAUCAAGCCUUUCCUGUCCUGCUUCCCCGAGGUCAGGGUUUAUGACCUCACGCAGUACGAGCACUGCCCUGACGACGUUCUGGUGCUGGGCACUGACGGGCUCUGGGACGUCACCAAUGACAAGGAGGUGGCAGGAGUGGUGAUGGAGGUGCUGGCCAGCUACGAGCCCAACGACCCGUGCAGGUACACCAUGGUGGCCCAGGAGCUGGUGGUGCGCUCACGGGGCGUGCUGAAGGAGCGUGGCUGGCGGCUGGCCAAUGACAAGCUGGGCUCUGGAGAUGACAUCUCUGUUUUUGUGAUCCCCCUGGGUGGCCCUGGCAACUACACGUGAUGCUGAACGAGCCUGGGGCAGCGGGGCUCAGCUUGCCUGGGUGGAGACGCUGUGGAGAGGGACGCUGGGGCUGCCUCAGGGCCAUGCCUCCUCUAAGCACUCAUUUCUUGAGCCAAGUGCAAGAAGUGUAAGAAACCUGGAGCCUCAGCGCCCCUGUCCAGAGCAUCCCCCUCCACGUGCUUGCAUCCCAGUCCCAGGUGGAGACAGAGAGGCCUUGGAUAGAGUGUGAGCACUGGGCUCAAGGGAUGUUUUCAUGCUGCUACUUUCUCAAUGCUGUGAAAAGCCUGAAGGCUCCUUGGCCCCUCAGCAUGUCCUUUGCCUCUUGCCGUGGCUAUGCUGACUGCAGCCCCGUGUGACAGCCGUGGGGCUGCUGGGGCACUCACACCUGCUGCAGCCACCCCCAGCUCCUGCCCUGGGGUGCUUUGGCCAGCGACACUGGAGCUGCUGUCGGAGGUGGGAGCUGGGGCUCAGAUGGGAUGAGACUGGGAGUAAAGUCCCACAGGCAGCUGGGCAGUGCCAAGCCUGGCACAAGUCCAGUGUGGCCCCACAAUGGCCAUCCCAGCCUUGUGCUCCCUAUUUUCAGCCCCUCACACCUUCAUUCUGUCACAGACUUUGUCUCAGCCUCCAGUGUGGGAGAUUGGAGCAGUGGCCAAGCUCUGCUGUGCACCCAGAGCCCUGAGGAGGGAAAAACAAUUGCACCAGCACUGGCUGUGCCACAAGUUCUGCUCCGUCCUCUCAUGCUUUGGGUGGCUGCAGUGCUUCUGGAGCCAAUUAUUUAUUAACUGCAGAGCUGAGCUGGGAAAUAUCUAAAUCCUUUCUUGGUAAAAGACUCCCAUAGAGGGGAGCCUAUGAAUGUAUGUCUGCAUCUUGGAGUGGCUCUGAGUUAGCAGCCUCACACAGAGCAGCCCUAUUCAGGUGAGCUUAACAGCUUAACUGCACUGGAUCUGCUUAGCCCAGGGCUGGGAACCCACAGGAAAAGCAGCUUGGUGUGACCAGGGCAGGGAAAGACAGCUCCCAUAUUUUCCUUAAUGAUCUCAGAACUGGCGCAGAGGGGAGCUGAGCACUGGAUUUUUGCAUCACACACGUCUCUAACCUGGAGCAUCCACAUCCCAGACCGCUGCAGAGUUCUAAACUGUGAGGGAUGGUCCCAUCCUGGCAGUGUGGGGAGGGGAGAGCUGGGCCAUGGUCCCUUGUUUGGGAAAGGCUCUGUGGCACCAUAAGUUUGUCUCCUGUCACUGGGUGCAGCCAUCAAGUGUCACCUCUAGUGAAUGUUGUGUCCUGUAACCAGUGGGAUGUAAAUAAACUGGGGGCACACAAUGGAAAGUGAAAGUUAUGCACAAGAUUUGAACCAGCUGGCACCCAUGCUGAAGGGAGUGCUGCUGGGGCUGGGAGCUGUCCUUGUGUAGCACUGUGUGUUUAAAUAAAGACUUUGCCACUCGCA